Messenger RNA from Pseudopipra pipra, 1014 nucleotides. RefSeq names its product class II histocompatibility antigen, B-L beta chain-like. Gene Ontology annotation, biological process: immune response; antigen processing and presentation. The transcript is spliced from 5 exons. The record is from RefSeq and is a predicted model, not a curated record. Bases 208 to 1014 code for a protein of 268 amino acids. Gene Ontology annotation, cellular component: MHC class II protein complex; membrane. NCBI's taxonomy places the organism in Eukaryota, Metazoa, Chordata, Aves, Passeriformes, Pipridae.
CCCCAACGGCCCUCAGCCAAUCCCAAAGCGCCCACGCCGCCCGCGCCCAAUCCCAGCGCGCCGCGCUGAUGACUCAUCAGUCGCCGGGAAGACGCCUCGAAAAAAGGGCCCCAACUGCGCCCUCAGCCAAGCCCAGCGCGCCCCAAACCCCCCAAAACGGCGCCGCCCGGCUGGUUUUGGGCUGUCAGCAGCUGUCCGGCGCUGGGCAUGGAGCGUGUGCGGGGAGCUGGGGCCGUGCUGGCGGUGCUGGUGGUGCUGGGAGCCCCCCCGGCUGCGGGCGAGGAGCUGUCGGGGGUGUUCCAGUUUAUGGGAAAGUCCGAGUGUCACUUCAUCAACGGCACCGAGCAGAUGAGGCUCGUGGCGAGGUACAUCUACAACCGGGAGCAGUUUGUGCACUUUGACAGUGACGUGGGGGUCUAUGUGGGGGAUACCCCAUUUGGGGAGAGCUGGGCCAGAUACUUCAACAGCAUCCCGGGAAAGCUGGAGUACCGUCGGUCUGCGGUGGACAGGCUCUGCCGGCACAACUACGACGGGUUCACUCCGUUCCUGGUGAACCGCAGAGUGCCCUCCAGCGUGUCCAUCUCGCUGGUGCCGUCGAGCUCCCAGCCCGGCCCCGGCCGCCUGCUCUGCUCCGGGAUGGAUUUCUACCCUGCGCCGGUGCAGGUGAGGUGGUUCCAGGAUGGGCAGGAGCUGCCGGAGCACGUGGUGGCCACCGACGUGGUCCCCAACGGGGACUGGAGCUGCCAGGUGCUGGUGAUGCUGGAAAUCCCCCCCCGGCGCGGGGUCACCUACAGCUGCCAGGUGGAGCACGUCAGCCUGGAGCACCCCCUCAGCCAGCACUGGGAGAUGCCACCGGACACCGUCCGCAGCAAGAUCCUGGUGGGGGUCGGGGGCUUCGUCUUGGGCUUGGUCUUCCUGGCGCUGGGGCUCGGCUUCUACCUGCGGGAGAAGGUAAAGGGGGGUCCCCAAAUGGGGGGCGUGGCCCCCCCCUUGCUCUCCCACAGCCUCUGCUAA